Messenger RNA from Zingiber officinale, 2753 nucleotides. RefSeq names its product protein GRAVITROPIC IN THE LIGHT 1-like. The transcript has 2 exons. Gene Ontology annotation, biological process: negative gravitropism; response to red or far red light. Lineage: Eukaryota; Viridiplantae; Streptophyta; Magnoliopsida; Zingiberales; Zingiberaceae. The record is from RefSeq and is a predicted model, not a curated record. The coding region runs from base 1132 to 2568 and encodes 478 amino acids.
ACCCCUUUCUUUUCUCGUGAGUUCUGAUAGAGUAUUCAUGCUUAUUUUUGUAAUGAUUGUUGUCAGAUCCUACCAUAUUGAAUUCUCUCAUACUCAGGAAUCAUAAAUUUUUCUUCCUAGUCUUCUGCAUUUGUAAUGAUUGAUCAUCAUUGUUUCAGGAAGUUAUGAUAAAACUUAGGCUUUAUGAAAGAUCAAACACUUGAUUUUUAGACUUCUGAUUCCCUGCUUGAUUACUCUAGUGUUGAUCAGAUUUAAUGUUGUUGCAGAUAUUUGAAAUUUACCGCAAUUGAUGCCAUGUUAUUAUAGAAGGAAAUUAAAUGUCCACAAAUGCUGCAGAUAAAUGUAGACAAUUACAGCUGAUUUACCAGUAAAAAACACUCUGUUGACCAAUAAUUAUUCAAAAAACUCAUUAGAUUAGAAAUAUGAGGAAUAGCUAUAUUUACUGAGAAACAUGAAAAAAUCGUUUUGGUUCAUGUUUUUGAUGAUCUCUGACUGUCAUUUGUAUUCUGAGUAGUAUCAGUAAAUCAGCUAUUGUUCUAGUUGCUUAUUUAUGUGCAUUCAUCUUGUUUUGUUUAUGUAUUCACACACUUGGCAGAUAAAAAAAAAGAAGUCAAUUUAAGUCGAUUCUAUGAACUUUGAGAAAGGUUUAUGUUGCAUCUAACAGUUGUUAGGUGGUGGAACUCAUGCCAACAAAUCAUUAUUAACCUAGAAAGAUUCAUCCAUUAUUGAACUCUCAAUACCAAUUCGUUUUCUUUUCCUCAACCUCUACACGGCGACUGUUCAACUCCAGAAUGACUAGAUUGCACAUCAGCAGAUGCUUAUUCAUACAAUUUUCUCAAAGUUGAUUGGGACGUCAACUUUAGGAAUGAGAGAGUUUUUUUAGGCAUGUCCUUGAAAUCUUCCAUCUCCAUUCAUGGAUAUUAUAACUAUCAGAUGAAGAGGAGCUUUCAUGUGCGUGUACAAAGCAUAGUGAAUACGUUCUUCUUUAACCUUCGUGUUUCCACAUUGCAUCUUUAACACACGGCUUCUCCAAUCAAUUCUUAUUAAGCUUGGAUGGUCCAUGCUUUGUGUUUUCAAUCAAUGGCAAGAAUCUGAUGUCUUAGAGAUUGGCCAAAAAGUUUUGAGGACGAUAUGGAGCCGGCGAAGGCGGCUCCGCUGCCUAAUUUUGGUGCAGUUGCUCGGACCGUCACCAAGAUCCUCCGCCUGCGCCGCUCUGCCGCCAGCUCUGCUGAAGGUGCCACCGUUGCUGCCGCCGGCAGUUUAGACGCAAUUGGCAAACUCAAGCUCUGUAGAGACUUCGGUGAUUACUCCGGCAUCCUCUUUGAAUCAUCCGGCGACGACGUCCUGAAACCUGAAAACGAGAAGAAGCAACAGAAGAAGGAUUCUUCGAGAGACCAGGAGGCCUUGGAGUCGUUCGUUGCCAACCUCUUCGCGAGCAUCUCCGCCUUCAAGGCCGCCUACGCCCAGCUGCAAGUGGCGCAGUCUUCGUAUGACCUGGACUUAAUACAGUCGACGGACGCCACCAUCGUCGCUGAACUCCGGCGGAUGUCUGAGCUCAAGCGGUCCUACUUCAGGAAUCAAUCCGACGGCUUCACGAAUUCAGUCCUGCAACCAGCUCUCGCCGCACAGCUCCAGGAGUUUCGCAACCUCACCAAGACCUACAAAGUCACCACGCGGAAGCUGGAGGACGAAAUCGAGCUCAAAGAAUCCGAGAUCGACGCUCUCCGAGCCGAACUUCUCGAAUUCGAAAGAAAGGGGCGUGUUUUUGAGGCCAAGCUCCACCCCAAUCGCUCCCUCGCUGCUCUCGACGCCCUCCACCUCUCUGGCGUCAAUCCCACUCACUUCCUCACCGUUCUGCGCUACACCUUCAAAGCGAUUCGAUCCUUCGUCCAGUUGAUGGAAAAGGAAAUGGAGUCUGCCGGUUGGAAUCUCGAUGCCGCCGCAGGCUCGAUCCAAGCGGAUGUCCUUAACCGGGGAAAGCCCGGUCACAGGACCUUCGCUUUCGAGUCCUACGUCUGCCGGAGGAUGUUCUCCGAUUUCUCCCAACAAAAUUUUGGCCUUUCGGUUUUGGGGGAAUGCUCGACGUGGGAUCGAAGGAAGUUCUUCAACGAAUUCACCCAGGUAAAGUCUCUCUUAAUGAACCAUAUCCUCGACGGCCCGCGGCCAUCGCCUCUGGCGCAGUUCUGCAGGGCGAAGUACUUGUCACUUGUGCGACCGAAAAUGGAAUCGGCCUUCUUCGGCGACCAGAAAAAGAGAGCGGCGGUGAGCUCCGGCAAGGACUCACCGGACUCGGAGUUCAUCGCUGGGUUCGCCGAGAUGGCGCGCCGAAUGUGGCUCCUACACUGCCUCUUCUUCUCGUUCGAGGCCGAGAUCGAGCGGUCGAUCUUCCAAAUCAGGAGAGGCAGCCGAUUCUCGGAGGUGUACAUGGAGAGCGUGACAGCGGCGGAGGACAAGGAUUGUGCCGGCGAGGCCGCGGUCGGGUUCACUGUGGUUCCCGGCUUCAGGGUCGACCGAACGCUGAUCCAGUGCAAGGUCUACUUGAUCUCAGAGCCGCAUCGACGGUCAUAAUCAGGUAAUCGGACGGAUGCGUAAGCGGUACGUUGGUAUUGUAAUUAAUGUUUUUGGUAGACCAUCCCCAGAUGGGUAAAUGGUGAGAUUUGCCUCGAUGACCGUAUACAAAGUGCCAUGGCAAUGUUUUAGUUUUUCUUGUACCAUGGAGUAAUCAUUAAGCAUGCGCACACGAUUGUUAAUGA